AUGCAGAUCACCAACGCCUUCAUGACCCUGGCCCUCAUCGCCAUGGGUGUCAACGCCGCCCCCGCACCCUUGAACAUCAACCUGGGUGCCUACUCGCCUGCCUUGGUAGUCGGUGAUGGUGCGCUCACGUUCUCAGGUGGCGCAGAAGGUGGUGCCGGAGGCGGCGCUGGUGAGGGUGGCGGAAAGGGUAAGGGAGGUGGCAAGGAGGGUGGCGCCGCUGGCGGUGAGGGAGCAGCAGCCGCUGCCGCCGCCGCCGCUGGUGUCGGAGGUCCUCAGGGCAUUAUUGCCGGCCGCGAUACCAAGGUGGAAAAGCGACAGCUCGGCGGUUUUGACCGUGCCCUCACCUUCGCUGAGGCCGCUCUUACGAAGGGUCCCAAGGUGCAACUCGGCAACGGUGAGGGUGGUGCCGGUGUCGGUAUGAUCGUUGAGCCGGGUGCUGUCGGAAAGUCAACUGGCAAGGCAAAGGCCUAG
This is a messenger RNA of Colletotrichum truncatum, 471 nucleotides long. RefSeq lists its product as uncharacterized. Lineage: Eukaryota; Fungi; Ascomycota; Sordariomycetes; Glomerellales; Glomerellaceae. The record is from RefSeq and is a predicted model, not a curated record.